Astyanax mexicanus (Mexican tetra) is the source of this 2027-nucleotide messenger RNA. RefSeq names its product histidine N-acetyltransferase. The record is from RefSeq and is a predicted model, not a curated record. The transcript is spliced from 4 exons. The coding region runs from base 394 to 1389 and encodes 331 amino acids. Lineage: Eukaryota; Metazoa; Chordata; Actinopteri; Characiformes; Acestrorhamphidae.
UGAGAAAACGCUGCCACAGUAUUACCCAUGAGCCACGAGUUACCGGCUUAAUACUUAACUGUUUUCUAGUUAAAUAACUUUAAUUUUAGUGAUUAAAUUGUAAUACAAACGACAGAAAUCAAAGCUGUCGGACCCUUUUCAGCACGCGGGGGUGGAUGUUCUUCAUCUUACCUCAAGAAAAGCACGGCUAAGAAACAACACCAGGUUCUGCAGACAGAACAUGCGGUUUAUUAUUUUACUAACCUAGGUUGACGAAACCGCAGCAGUAUAUUAUACGACUUCUGAGGUUUUAUAAGCACUUCAGGGUGAAGUUCAUGUUCCUGAAGGUCUUCCCCACACUGACUGAACCUCGACCAAGGAGAAAAUCACAAGUUCUUUAUCAUCAAGAAAGCAAUGGAGGCACAGUGUGUAGGAGAGAGCGAUGGACUGACAUUCUGGCUGGCCAAACCACAGGACUAUGAUGAGGUGAUGGCAAUAUCACAUGGCAUUUAUGCAGGCAAUGACUACCUUCCUCAUCGAUACCACAUCUGGAUGACAGAGAAGGACAGAGUCACCAUUAUUGCCAGAAGAGAUGGAAAGUUGACUGCACUGGAGUCUGGAAUUGUGGUGGAUGAAGGAAAGUCAGUGGUGGUAGAGGGGCUGAGGGUGUGUCCGAGUGAAAGGGGUCGUGGUGUGGCUGGAGUGAUCCAGAAAGUGACUGACAGAUAUAUUAAGCAGAUUUACCCAAGUGUCAACAUCAAACGACUGACCAGAGGUGAUGAUCCAGGACCUGAAAAACUCUCUAAGUUCAUUUUUCUGGCUCGACGGGCUGUCCUGUCUUUGUGUGGAGAAGCUGAGAAGUUUAAUAACUUUGUCUUAGGAUUGAAAGCAAAACUAGAUAGUAUAGAGAAGACAGAACAAUCUACUACUAACAACCAACUGACUGUUCUGAAGGAUGAUCAGCAACUCAAAGCCCUCCUCCUGGAUCCUGACCUUUCCACCAGACUUCAGCUUCCAGGAGGUGCCAUCAUCCAGGACUGGCUGCCCCUAAAACCACUGGAAAGCAACUUAGAAAUCUUAAAGAGAAAGAACCUUACGUGGUUAGCUGACACUUCUAAUGACAAACUGAGAUUCUUGAGCUUCCACACACCUCCAUAUCCUGUUCCUUUCAAUGGAGGUUCCUUGAGGUUGAACAUUGACCUAUAUGGGGAGGACCUUCGUCUUGCAAGAAAGGCACUGAUAACCCAUUUGGAGCAGGUAAUGGGGGAGCUCCGUGGCACUGUGCCUGUUCAUAUCUACAUGCCUCAAACUCUGUGGGCAGGCAUGCAGAAGUUCUGUGAGGGAGAUGAGGGAGUGAAGCAAAUCCAUAAGUACUGGGAACAGCUGUUUUUGGAAAGAGAAUUGUCAUGAUUGGAAGAAAAGUGCGGAAGGAAAAUCAGAUAUGUUUUUGAGAAUCUAGUGAAGAGGGCUUUACAUUAUUGAUUUUUCCUACUAUGCUUUACUAAGAAACAAUGAAAUACUGUUUUACUACAAACUAGUGUAAUUAGUGAGUUAUUGAUAAAAAAAAACGUGUCAAAUUUAAUAAAUCAUAAAAAAUGAAACUGUUAAAACACAGAAUGACAUGUCAAAAGCCAUGAGACAGAAACUGGUCACAUGUUCCAUUAACUUGUGCCAUGUUCUGUGGAAGCUAAGGAAGACUGCAAUGAUAUGCUGGAUUUUUAGUAUGGUGAUUCUGUAUUAAUUGUGUAUGUGAUGUCUGUUUACACUGUUUGUCUGGUACACAAUGUUGAUCGAGUGAUGUUAAAUGAUUACACAACUUGUGGAAGGUCCCAUCCAUCUGGCACCCUGUAUUAGGCCUUGCUCAAACUAUGAUCAUUAAUAAUGCCUUGCCAUGAGCACACAGGCCAGUGUUCAACCUGACUCACAUGGCAUUUUGAUGGUUGUUAACAGUAGGCUACUGAGAAGGAAUCUUUAUAGGACAUAUAUAAUAGUAUAUUAAGCGUGUAACUGAUUUAUUGAGAUAAAAAAUCAACAUACAUGAUAAUCAA